Chanos chanos (milkfish) is the source of this 837-nucleotide messenger RNA. RefSeq names its product myozenin 2a (gene myoz2a). Gene Ontology annotation, cellular component: actin cytoskeleton; Z disc. NCBI's taxonomy places the organism in Eukaryota, Metazoa, Chordata, Actinopteri, Gonorynchiformes, Chanidae. Gene Ontology annotation, molecular function: actin binding; telethonin binding; FATZ binding. The coding region runs from base 1 to 837 and encodes 278 amino acids. The record is from RefSeq and is a predicted model, not a curated record. The transcript is spliced from 5 exons.
AUGUCACAACAUUCGCUGAUGACAAUACGAGAAAGGAAGAUGCAGGCGGCAGCCAUUUGCAGAGAGAUCCAAGGCCCUGAUGAGGCAGAGAUGGAUCUUGGGAGAAAAGUCAAUGUCCCAAAGGAAAUAAUGUUUGAGGAGCUGUCCUUGGCCUCCAACAGGGGCUCCCGGCUCUUCAAGAUGCGUCAGCAGCGCUCUGAGAAAUACACAUUUGAGAGUAUCCGUAACGAGGUCAACACACAGAUCAAUAAUGGAAUGAUUUUUCAAACUCCAAACGCUGAGGUGACAGACGUGAAAGCUGAUGGAGAUGGUCUUGGUACUGAUCAACCCACAGACACUCCACCAAACAUGCCCGACCCACUUACCGUGCCUAAUCCGGAAAGUAUCGCCCCAGGUUAUGGAGGUCCCUUGAAGGAUGUUCCAGCUGAGAAGUUCAACAGCACGGCCAUGCCCAGGUCAUACUGCUCGCCCUGGGUGCAGGCCAUUAUCGGUGACCCCUCACUGGCUGACACCAUGGUCACCCACAUGCCUGCACCUGAGCCCAAGACUGAGGCACCAGAAUACAAGAGCUUCAACAGGGUGGCUACUCCAUUUGGUGGCUUUGGCAAGGCCCCAAAAGUGACCCCAGUGAAGGUACCUGAGGAGGACCUUGGCUUGGGCAGUUCCAGUCCAGUGCCUCCCGCAGUCCCAGCUGACCCAGUAGCCAAGAGACCCACCUUCAACAGGACUGCCCUGGGCUGGGUGACUGAAAACGCCCCCUUGGUGCUCCCCACCGUCGCCUUGGACACUGUUCCAUCCAUCCCAUCCACAUUCAUCCCAGAGUCUGACGAUCUUUAA